AUGCUCCCUGAGGCUCACCCAAUCUUCCAAGCCAGGUCAUUGGGCGAAAGCCGGUCAGAAAGAUUAUGCCUUCACACCAAAGACCUUUCAAGGACUAUUUUGCUGGAGGGCAAUUCACUAAAAUGGUGUUUGAUGGACGCACCUAACUAUGAGUAUAUGGAACUUAACGCUAUCUCAAACUACACCAGUGCAGUAUUGAAUGAUUCUGGAACGCUCCUGUGCCUCAACAACGUCGACGAGAUACAGGUUUUAGCACUUUCAUGGGACCAGACCAGACCUGAGAGUUACAGAAUAAAGGUUCCGGCUGGCGUGAAGCAAGUGCUCUGGCAUCCUAGGGGGCGUCUGGACUCCUGUCUUACAGUUUUGAAUAAGAGAGACGAAAUACUCCUGUAUGAGCUGCUCAGUGAAGACUUCUCUGCCCCCACGACUGUUCUCAACGCGUCGACCAAUGAACUUGGGAUGGGAUCUUCGGUCAAAGACAUCGAAUCAGUGUGCUUCAGCGCCGAUGGCUUGACACUAUACUUAAUGAGCGUAAGCGAGGGUGCUGACGUUUUCUCCAUAUAUCCAUGCAUGCCGUCAGAGUUAUCGAUAACAAGGAAAGCGCUAAAAUACAACUUCAACAAGGCUUUGCUACAGUAUCAAGAGUUGAGUGAGGGCGACUCACCUGAACUGAAACUCAAGGCGACAAGACAGCUGCAUUUCAUGUCGAGUUUGUACAACCAACCUCACGAUGCGGACGACUCUCAAACAAACCUGUUGCAAACGUUCCACAUCCGGAAAGCUUAUCGCAACGCUCGUGCUCAAGGGCCUUUCACCAUUAGUCCGUUCCCAGAAAAGCUCUAUCUUGCCACAGCCAAACAAAUUAAAGCUAUUGCCCUUGAGGACGAAACAACUGAGCUUUUGCUCAUAACCUUCGAUGACGACACAAUACUAGAGUGUUUCCCUGAUCUGACACCGGUCAUGUCGUGGGAGGACAGCGGUUCUUCGGAGAAAAACUCAUUGAUAUCCGUGGGAUCUUUGAAAUUACCUGGAUCCAUAUCACUGAUUUACGGGAGCUGUUUUGUUCUUAUUUCCGCAGAGAAAGCGGCCGUUGUUAACCUGAGUCGCCUAACGCGGUCUAUUGAACGGUCUUUGGAUGACUGCGAUGCUACAGAGCUCAGUGAAGAAGACCUAACUGAAGAAAUUACGGAAAAGAAGGGCACAUUCCAAUCUGCUGGUUUAUGGCCUGAGAGUGGGAUGCAGAAGAUUGUAUUGCUUUCAGAGAAAGAGAUAACGUCUAUUGAUAUUUCUUCUAUGCAAACGCCAGCUAGCUCAACGACUGAGAAGAUUGAGAAAAGCGAAACCAAUCGCCAACGCCCCUACAGCCAGCCUUUGAGUGAGGUGCAAACUCUAAACCAAAAAGUUCAAUCCCUGUUAAAAAGCCCCUUGUCCACUGUAAUUCCCGCAGCGUUGCGGCAAAAGACUCUUAACAACACAGACAAUGAAGACCAACUAUCAUUACUUACCGAUAUAUCUAAGGAGGUAUUGAGUCGCGUCACUCUGGCACAAACUUUGGGCCUUUCUCUCCAUUUAAGGCUCCUUGGGCAGCAAGAUGAGCUGGCGCAGCAUCUGCGAGACGUUAGUGAGCUCAGAACAAAAAAAGAACGCGUGUCUGCCCAUCUGGCGUCCCAGAAACCCCGUUGGGAAGCAAUUCAGGAAAAGAACAAAUCCAUUGCAUUGAGAUUCGAGAGCUUGCACAGAAACAUGACGCAAAUAUCGAAGUCCAGCCAGCUGCAGUCGCAGCCUAUCGCGAAAGCAGAGAUGGAGUGGUUCAAGGAGCUUAGGAACCAGGUUGUGCGCUUCAACCGCCUUGUGCACGAACAGCAGGAUCUGGCAGAGGCCCUAUCCUCCUUGAAGUUAAGCUUGGAGUAUGUAAGAGUCGACUCAGCUGAGGCUGCCAGCCGCAGCAAAAAGAGCGCCGAAAGCGCGGGAGGCGUGCCCUGGGACGAGCUUCAGGCAAUGCUUGCCAAGGACUCGCGCAUAAUCAAGGAAUGCCAGGCGGAGCUGCAGUGCACCACCCAGGAGCUUGACUCGUAG
Messenger RNA from Lachancea thermotolerans CBS 6340, 2076 nucleotides. It is a transcript of the gene NUP82, whose product is annotated as linker nucleoporin NUP82. NCBI's taxonomy places the organism in Eukaryota, Fungi, Ascomycota, Saccharomycetes, Saccharomycetales, Saccharomycetaceae. Gene Ontology annotation, biological process: mRNA export from nucleus; protein import into nucleus; ribosomal large subunit export from nucleus. The record is from RefSeq and is a predicted model, not a curated record. Gene Ontology annotation, molecular function: structural constituent of nuclear pore. The transcript has a single exon. Bases 1 to 2076 code for a protein of 691 amino acids. Gene Ontology annotation, cellular component: nuclear pore.